Messenger RNA from Oncorhynchus nerka (sockeye salmon), 3206 nucleotides. It is a transcript of the gene tfpia, whose product is annotated as tissue factor pathway inhibitor a. The coding region runs from base 93 to 929 and encodes 278 amino acids. The record is from RefSeq and is a predicted model, not a curated record. NCBI's taxonomy places the organism in Eukaryota, Metazoa, Chordata, Actinopteri, Salmoniformes, Salmonidae. Gene Ontology annotation, molecular function: serine-type endopeptidase inhibitor activity. The transcript is spliced from 6 exons. Gene Ontology annotation, cellular component: extracellular region. Gene Ontology annotation, biological process: negative regulation of peptidase activity.
UGAUCAGCUACCAUCACCAACCAGUCUUUUAAACAAAAGUUCAAGAAGGUUUCACAGCAACUUUACUGUAGUCUACUUCCCCGACCGCUGACAUGUCUGCAAUGAAUAGCUGGUGGAUUCCAUGCAUUGUUUUACUUCAUUCCGCUUAUUUGGGAUCUUGUGAUUCAGACUCUGGAAUAGCAGAUGGAGCCCAGCCUGAGCUCUUCAUUUUCCACCAGUCGUGCGCCCUGAAGAAGGACGAAGGGCCCUGCAAGGCAUUAAAGGAGCGUUUCUACUUCGACAUUGACACGGGCCGCUGUGAGGCCUUCGAGUUCGGCGGUUGCAGAGGCAACGCCAACAAUUUUGAGACCUUGGAGGCGUGUGAGGAAAUGUGCCUGGUGUCUGUUGACAAGAGUCCCUGUCACCUGGAGGAGGCUCCGGGGCCAUGUCGAGGUCUGGUAACUCGCUACUUAUUUGACAACCAGAGCCAGGAGUGCAAGCACUUCUACUAUGGAGGCUGCUUCGGCAAUGCCAACAACUUCAAGAGUAUGAAAGAGUGCCAGGCUAGAUGCCAGAACCCAGAAAACCCCACUGUGGCCCUUAAAUUGGAUGUGGCCCCUAAAUUGGAGGUCACCGUCCCAGAACCCCAUAGCCAGCCUAGUGUGCAGUCUCUCAAAGUAACUGACUUCAAUCCUCCGGACUUGUGUCUCAGUCCCAUUGACAAGGGCACAACAUGUGAUGGAGAGGAGAGAACUGAGAGGAGAUACGUGUACAACCCCAAGACAAAGAGAUGUCAGUCGUUGCGCUACAAUGGCUGCGGGGGCAACAAGAACAACUUUGUCCACAAGAGACACUGCAUGAAGAUGUGUAUGAAGCCAGAUCACCAUCACAAAGGGAAGGUCAUUCGUAUAAAGAAGAAGAACAGCAACAUCUUGUUUCGAUCUGUCUAAAUCAAGGCUUCAUAUUAAACCCUUCCUACUUCCUAUUAAACCCUUCCUACUUCCUAUUAAACACUUCCUACUUCCUAUUAAUAUGAAACCCUUCCUACUUCCUAUUAAACCCUUCCUACUUCCUAUUAAACCCUUCCUACUUCCUAUUAAACCCUUCCUACUUCCUAUUAAACACUUCCUACUUCUCAUUAAACCCUUCCUACUUCCUAUUAAACCCUUCCUACUUCCUAUUAAUAUGAAACCAUUCCUAUUAAUAUGAAACCCUUCCUACUAAUAUUAAACCCUUCCUAUUAAUAUGAAACCAUUCCUAUUAAUAUGAAACCAUUCCUACUAAUAUUAAACCCUUCCUAUUAAUAUGAAACCCUUCCUAUUAAUGUUAAACCCUUCCUACUUCCUAUUAAUAUUAAACCUUUCCUAUUAAUAUUAAACCCUUCCUAUUAAUAUUAAACCCUUCCUAUUAAUAUUAAACCCUUCCUAUUAAUAUGAAACCCUUCCUAUUAAUAUGAAACCCUUCCUAUUAAUGUUAAACCCUUCCUACUUCCUAUUAAUAUUAAACCCUUCCUACUUCCUAUUAAACCCUUCCUACUUCCUAUUAAUAUUAAACCCUUCCUACUUCCUAUUAAACCCUUCCUACUUCCUAUUAAUAUUAAACCCUUCCUAUUAAUAUUAAACCCUUCCUAUUAAUAUUAAACCCUUCCUACUUCUUAUUAAACCCUUCCUACUUCCUAUUAAACACUUCCUACUUCCUAUUAAUAUUAAACCCUUCCUAUUAAUAUUAAACCCUUCCUACUUCUUAUUAAACCCUUCCUACUUCCUAUUAAACACUUCCUACUUCCUAUUAAACCCUUCCUACUUCCUAUUAAUAUUAAACCCUUCCUACUUCUCAUUAAACCCUUCCUACUUCCUAUUAAACCCUUCGUACUUUGUAUUAAUAUUAAACCCUUCCUACUUCCUAUUAAACACUUCAUACUUCCUAUUAAACCCUUCCUACUUCCUAUUAAUAUUAAACCCUUCCUACUUCCUAUUAAACCCUUCGUACUUCCUAUUACUAUUAAACCCUUCCUACUUCCUAUUAAACCCUUCCUACUUCCUAUUAAACCCUUCCUACUUCCUAUUAAACCCUUCGUACUUCCUAUUACUAUUAAACCCUUCCUACUUCCUAUUAAUAUUAAACCCUUCCUACUUCCUAUUAAACCCUUCCUACUUCCUAUUAAACCCUUCGUACUUCCUAUUACUAUUAAACCCUUCCUACUUCCUAUUAAACCCUUCCUACUUCCUAUUAAUAUUAAACCCUUCCUACUUCCUAUUAAUAUUAAACCCUUCCUACUUCCUAUUAAACCCUUCCUACUUCCUAUUACUAUUAAACCCUUCCUACUUCCUAUUAAACACUUCAUACUUCAUAUUAAACCCUUCGUACUUCCUAUUAAUAUUAAACCCUUCCUACUUCUCAUUAAACGCUUCCUACUUCCUAUUAAACCCUUCGUACUUUGUAUUAAUAUUAAACCCUUCCUACUUCCUAUUAAACACUUCAUACUUCCUAUUAAACCCUUCCUACUUCCUAUUAAUAUUAAACCCUUCCUACUUCCUAUUAAACCCUUCCUACUUCCUAUUAAACCAUUCGUACUUCCUAUUACUAUUAAACCCUUCGUACUUCAUAUUACUAUUAAACCCUUCCUACUUCCUAUUAAACCCUUCCUACUUCCUAUUAAACCCUUCCUACUUCCUAUUAAACCCUUCCUACUUCAUAUUAAACCCUUCAUACUUCCUAUUAAUAUUAAACCCUUCCUACUUCCUAUUAAACCCUUCCUACUUCCUAUUAAACCCUUCGUACUUCCUAUUACUAUUAAACCCUUCCUACUUCCUAUUAAACCCUUCCUACUUCCUAUUAAUAUUAAACCCUUCCUACUUCCUACUUCUUAUUAAACCCUUCCUACAUACACUACUUUUGAAUGAGUCUUUAUUUAUAUCAUUCUUAUUUGACUUUGGUGUGUCCUUGUAGUCUUGCAGCAAUUGUAGCAAAGGCUUGUUUUGGCGUAUUGUGUAAUGUUGUAUUGCUCAUUGUAACCUAUUAACACUUUGUAAGAAGAUGUUUUUAGUAAUAUCACAAUUGUAUACAUGUUUUUUACUGUCACAUACCAAAUACCAGUAUAUAAUUGUAUUUGUUUUUCUUCCUGAGGACACCAGACAAGUUAUUUUAUUGACAAAUGAUGAACAUUCAUUAUCCCAAAAGCACUGUACGUGUAAUAUCAUACAAUAAAGCACAUUAUCUGUAUCAAA